Messenger RNA from Staurois parvus, 1096 nucleotides. The record is from the annotation of a GenBank genome assembly. Lineage: Eukaryota; Metazoa; Chordata; Amphibia; Anura; Ranidae.
UUUUUCAGGGCAAAGUAUGACAUCAACAUCUAAAGGCAUUUUCCGACCAUUUCUAGUUGUCUGCAUUGUGUUGAUCUGUUUCAUGGUAUGUAUAUUGAUAUAUGUGAAACCAACAAACAAUUGGAUCUCCAGCCCAAUAGAAUCAGCUAACUCUGUACUUAAGAUGAAGAAUUUUUUCUCUAGUAAAAGGGAGGAUUACAAUGAAACCAUUGUUCUUAUUUGGGUAUGGCCUUUCGGACAAACCUUUGAACUCCAGUCUUGUGAAGCUCUUUUUAAUAUCCGUGGGUGCCAUUUAACUACUGACCGCACACUGUACAACAAAUCCCAUGCAGUUCUUAUACAUCACAGGGAUAUCACCUGGGAUUUGACAAACCUACCAGUGCAAGUAAGACCACCCUUUCAAAAAUGGAUUUGGAUGAAUCUAGAGUCACCAACCCAUACACCACAAAAAAGUGGAAUUGAACAUUUAUUUAAUCUCACAUUGACCUACAGACGGGACUCAGACAUUCAGGUGCCUUAUGGCUUUAUGGUCGUAAGCACUCAGCCCUUUGAAUUUGAAGUGCCAAGCAAGGAUAAACUGGUCUGUUGGGUUGUGAGCAAUUGGAAUCCUGAUCAUGUGAGAGUCAAAUAUUACAAUGAUCUCAACAAAUACAUUGAAAUCCUGACUUUUGGCCAAGCCUUUGGGGAAUACUUGAGUGAUAAAAGCUUGAUUCCAACCAUCUCUACUUGUAAAUUUUAUUUGUCAUUUGAAAAUUCUCUCCAUAAGGACUACAUAACAGAAAAACUUUAUAAUGCAUUACUGGCAGGAUCGGUGCCCAUUGUGCUAGGUCCACCAAGAGAAAACUAUGAAAAUUAUAUACCAGCAGACUCUUUCAUCCAUGUGGAAGAUUUUCUCUCUCCAAGAGAGUUGGCAGAUUAUCUGUUAAUUCUGAACAAAGAUACUGAGCGCUAUCUGGCAUACUUCAACUGGAGGAAAUACUACACAGUGAACUUGCCCCAUUUCUGGGAGUCUCACGCUUGCCUAGCAUGUGAUCAUGUUAAAAGACAUCAGGAGUACAAAUCUGUCAGUAAUCUGGAAAAAUGGUUUUGGAACUAA